Messenger RNA from Effrenium voratum, 462 nucleotides. The record is from the annotation of a GenBank genome assembly. Lineage: Eukaryota; Dinophyceae; Suessiales; Symbiodiniaceae.
AUGGAUGUGGGGGCGUACCUGAAGGAUGCUUUGGCCGUGCUGCUGGAAGUGCGGCCAGCGAAUCCCCACCUGUUUCUGCUGGCCUACUUCCAGUGGGCUUCGCAUCCGGAGAGCUUGGAAGGCUUGGCGUGGUACCUGCUGAAGGCGUGCCCGCGCACCCGCGAUUGCUUCCAGGACCACUUGCACACGGCCUACACCUGCCUCAAGGGGAAGUCUGAAGCUGCUUCCCACCAGGCGUGUGAGGGCCUGCUGCAAAGUCUCGCUGCCCCUCUGCCCAUCACCCAGCAGCAGCACCUUCUGCGACGCCUCCGCGCCGUGAGCGACGAAGGUGGGCGCGUGGGAUUUCGGGACUUCUGCGAGGUGGUGGAGGAGUGCAUCUUGCAGCUGGAUACGGACCCUGUGCUGCACAUUCCCUGGAAGGGAGUCAGCGUACCCAACUCUGGAGCCAACACGCCGCCCUAA